AUGUCCAUAGGGCCGAUACACAACAGGGCCCUACCCACUGCCACCAAACUACAGGACGGGCCAUGUGGUCCUCAGAAGCAUGCCUUAGCCUUGUUGUCAGCCUUGACCAAGAAGAACCUGGGGAUCGCCUCUACUAUCGACGACGAGGACCUCAUGACACUGGUGCUGCGAUGUAUUAAGGAAACAAAGUGCAGACAUGUCUGUGCAGAGGCUACUUGUGUGCUAGCCAAUACCUUCAUGACUCGGAGCCGUGGUCGAUGUCGGGAUCUGAUGGUCCACAUCGCAGAUUACCUAGUGCCCGCCACCAUGGAGAUAGAGCUGUUGCAGGCUUACAGUUUGGCUGGGGACUCACAGAAACUGCCUCUUAUAAGGAACCGACACGAACGCGAAACACAGCUAUGGAAUGGCCUGCACAAACUAUGUCACGUCAUGUGUGACAUCAUAUGUAAGGAAGCCAAGGUGGAUUUAGAUGGGGAUGGUUGUCCACAGAGGAUUGGUCUGACCGCCUCUUCAACGUCUGGCACACCCGCCCCGGGAGUUUCAGUGAUCAGCCAAUGUGUUAGGGUACUGACAAACGUGUGUAUCUGGGCAGCCAGCAAGUCCCGACACGACUUCUACAAGAUAGAUCUUCAUCAUUUUGCACACAUAGAGUCACAGAGGUUGAAGCUGUCCAAACUAAACAGGGUACUCACUCAUUUUAUAUGGGACAUCGCUGGGCGUCUUGUUUCUGCGGUGAUGGCCCAGUUCUCCUCCCAGCUGCGCCGUCUGCUGGUUUUGGCUGACCUUCUGUAUGACACAAAGAUGAGGAUGAAGCAGGAUAUAUCUGGUAGUGUUGUUAAGAAGGGCACCAGUCAGAGGCUGCUCGUGGAGCGUGCUAUCCUCAGAAAUGGAACUGUAGAUCUGUCCAAGAUGUUCGUCAGUGCAGAGAUUCACCUGAUCAAGGUUUGCCUGGACUUUCUGCUGUGUAUGUCUCUGUGUACAUGUAGAGAGUUUCCAAAUCUACAGAAGCAUGAGACCCCACCGGGUAGUGACAGUAACAGAAUCAAUUCUAAUAAUAAAGCCACCACAAAUGGGCGACCACCCAGUGGUGUAUUGUCCAAUGGUCGACCACCAUCCUCCAAGAAAGAAAACGGCUGGGUCAACAAUAACACAGAAAAGUCAAGUAAGGAGCCCAACACAGAGGAUGGAGGUGAGUGUGAUAACGAACCUCAGCAAAAACAGAACACAGAGCAGAACGAGCAAGGCCUGGCCAUGGAGCGAAGGAAUCUCCGCAGAAAUCUGUACGAGGCUGGCGUGUUCUAUUGUGUGACUCCAUUACUUUGCGCCUCGGACCAAUUGUGUCAGGUAAAUAGCCCACCCCAUUCAUUACGAGGUGCAUAACUAUUACAAUUGUAUAUGUGAAUCUGUAGAUAUGUGAUUUGGUUUGACACUUUCUUUAAGUGGUUCAUCAACACAAUAAAGGUCAUGUGAUAGACGAUAGCUUAACAGUGAACCCAGUACUCAAAGUUGAAAUAU
Mizuhopecten yessoensis (Yesso scallop) is the source of this 1515-nucleotide messenger RNA. RefSeq lists its product as uncharacterized. Lineage: Eukaryota; Metazoa; Mollusca; Bivalvia; Pectinida; Pectinidae. The record is from RefSeq and is a predicted model, not a curated record. The transcript has 6 exons. Bases 1 to 1380 code for a protein of 459 amino acids.